UCGCACAGUUCCGCGACUAUCAUCUUGAGAAAUUCUUCGGUCAAGGAGAUCCUCGUAUUCUGGACGUAUGGAUUCAGGGCUCUUGAAUUGAUUUUCGAGGUCAUGGACUGUCCAGACCGCUAUCGCGUCAUUUGCGCACAGUUUCAGCUGACCGGUGAUGUCCGACUCUGGUGGAAUGCCUACUGGAGUAUGCGUCCCGACGAGAAAGAAGGUUGUACCUGGGAGAGGUUCAAGGAGCUAAUCCACGAGAAGUAUUAUCCCACGUACUACCGAGCCGAGAUGGAGCGUCAGUUCCUGUCGCUCAAGCAGGGUACUCGUUCUGUUGAUGAGUACGAGAGGGAAUUCACUAGACUCGCGGCCUUUGUUCCUGAUUUGGUGCGUACAGAGGCACAGAGGGCACAACGUUUUAUUGACGGACUUUACCCAGCAGUCCGUCACAACAUUGUAGGUCACAGAUCCCAGACCUACGCUCGUGUUGUUUCGAUUGCCCAGGAGGUGGACGCCAACAUUCGGAGGGAGGCAAACCGCGACCGUUCUCAACCAUCUGCCCCCACCCAGUCAUCCACAGCUCCACCGGUUCCACCAGCUGCCCAACAAUCAAAGGAUAAGAAGAGGAAGGGGAAAGGCACCCAGACCGACAGGAGGACACGCCAGAGGCAACAGCAGCAGCAGAGAGGCAGACAGGAGGCCCGAGUCUAUGCAGUUGAUCAGGCCGAGGCAGAGCAGCAGCCAGGUACCAUGUCAGGGAUGCUUAUGCUAAAUGAUGUUCCUGUUUUCGCCCUGUUUGAUACUGGAGUGACACAUUCUUUUAUAUCACGACGAUGUCUUGAUGCCAUUGGAGUACAUUCUGUUACCGCUGUCGAUCCUCUCGAGGAGAGUUUAGCCUCGGGACGAAAGAUAGUGACCACUGCUAAAGCUUUAGAUCUCAGCCUUUCCAUCGGUGGUCGUAUAUUGUCUACCGACGCUUAUGUUCUCGAGAUGAGGGAUUUUGACCUCAUUCUCGAUAUGGAUUGGCUAUUAUAUUUUCAAGCAGAAAUUCGAUGCCAUAACCGGGAGAUUACUCUUCAUCUUCCGGGAGACGAUUUGAUUACUUUCUUUGGCACCAAGAAUCAUUCCUUACCUCAUGUCAUUUCCAUGGCGAAAGCCACCAAGAUGUUAAGACAAGGCAACUGUCAGAGUUAUCUUGUGAGCCUUGUCGAUGAUUCUCCGAAGGCACGAACACCUCACGACGUUCUUAUUGUCCGUGAGUUUGUUGACGUGUUUCCGGACGAACUUCCAGGAGGACCACCUAACCGGCAGGUAGAGUUCUCUAUCGAUCUCAUUCCAGGAGCCGGCCCAGUAUCCAAAGCCCCGUAUCGAAUGGCGCCGAAGGAGUUGCAGGAGCUUAAGGCACAAAUCCAGGAGUUAUUGCGACUCAGUUUCAUCCGGUCGAGCAUUUCACCAUGGGGAGCACCCGUUCUUUUUGUAAAGAAGAAGGACGGUUCCAUGCGCAUGUGUAUUGACUACCGGGAUCUUAACCGGUUGACGAUCAAGAAUAAGUAUCCGCUUUCCAGGAUUGACGAUUUAUUUGAUCAGUUGAGUGGAGCUUGCAUUUUAUCCAAGAUUGAUUUGCGAUCAGGCUACCAUCAGUUGAAAAUCAAGGAGUCAGAUACUGCUAAAACCGCUUUCCGUAGUCGUUACGGCCAUUAUGAGUUCGUCUUCAUGCCAUUUGGCCUCAGUAAUGCUCCAGCGGUUUUCAUUAAAUUGAUGAACCGUAUUUUCCAUCUCUACCUCGAUCAUUUCGUUAUUGUUUUCAUUGACGAUAUUCUUAUCUACUCCAAGAUCCAGAAGGAGCACGAGGUUCAUUUGAGGUUUGUUCUCGAAACCCUCAGACAAGAAAAGUUAUAUGCAAAAUUCUCCAAAUGCGAAUUCUGGCUCCAACGAGUAGCCUUUCUUGGCCAUGUCAUUACUCAGGCACGUAUCGAGGUAGAUCCU
This is a messenger RNA of Striga hermonthica, 1974 nucleotides long. The record is from the annotation of a GenBank genome assembly. Lineage: Eukaryota; Viridiplantae; Streptophyta; Magnoliopsida; Lamiales; Orobanchaceae.